CCCCGGCCCGGACGAGGCGGGAGGCGGUUACAACAGCGAAGAUGAGUACGAGGCCGGGCGGGUGGAGAUGGACCCGGCCACGGCCGAGCAGCAGGAGCACCGGUUCGAGAAGGCGCUGCGGGAGAAGAAAGGCUUCAUCAUCAAACGCAUGAAGGAGGACGGCGCCUGCCUCUUCCGGGCCGUGGCUGACCAGGUGUACGGAGACCAGGACAUGCACGAGGUGGUGCGCAAGCACUGCAUGGACUAUCUGAUGAAGAACGCUGACUACUUCUCUAACUACGUGACGGAGGAUUUCACCACUUACAUCAACCGUAAGCGCAAGAGCACGUGCCACGGGAACCACAUCGAGAUGCAGGCCAUGGCCGAGAUGUACAACCGCCCCGUCGAGGUCUACCAGUACGGCACCGAGCCCAUCAACACCUUCCACGGGAUCCAGCACAACGAGGACGAGCCCAUCCGGGUCAGCUACCACCGCAACAUCCACUACAACUCCGUCGUCAACCCCAACAAGGCCACCAUCGGCGUAGGGCUGGGGCUGCCCUCCUUCAAGCCGGGGCUGGCAGAGCAGUCCCUGAUGAAGAGCGCCAUCAAGACCUCGGAGGAGUCCUGGAUCGAGCAGCAGAUGCUGGAGGACAAGAAGCGAGCGACCGACUGGGAGGCCACCAACGAGGCCAUCGAGGAGCAGGUGGCCCGCGAGUCCUACCUCCAGUGGCUGCGCGACCAGGAGAAGCAGGCCCGGCAGGUGGCCGGGGCAGGGGUGACGCGCCUCCCCGUGUCCCCGCAGCCCCGCAAGGCCAGCGCCACGUGCAGCUCGGCCACGGCGGCGGCAGCCAGCGGCCUAGAGGAGUGGAGUGGGCGCUCGCCCCGGCCCCGCAGCGCUGCCCCCUCGCCUGAGCACCCCGGCCUGCACCCCGAGGCACCCGGCCCCAAGCCCCCCUCGCCAGGUGCCCCCCCACCAGGCAAGCCCCCCUCGCCCUGUGCCCCAGGGACCAGCAGCCAGCUGGGGGCGGGGGGGGGCCGGGCCACCCCCCCACUGGUGUCCCUGUACCCCGCGCUGGAGUGCCGCGCCAUCAUGCAGCAGAUGUCCCCCACCGCCUUUGGCCUGAACGACUGGGAGGACGACGAGAUCCUGGCGUCGGUGCUGGCCGUCUCGCAGCAGGAGUACCUGGAGACCAUGAAGACCUCCCGCCACAGAGACCCCACCGCCGACAAGAGUUGAUAUUGAACCCCCGGACUGCACCCUGGCCCCCCCGCCGCCCCCCCCCGGCCCCCCAGGGACCUCUAGGUGCAUGGCGGCCCAGGCUGGCGGGGGCGUUUUAUUUCGGGGAACCCCCCCCUCCCUGCUUUCAUGGGACGCCUCCUGACUGGGGAGGGGAGGGGGACACAGCGCUGGACGCCGCGGGACGAACCUCGGCUAUUUGGGGGGGGGAGAAGCCCCCCCCCCCCCAAUUAC
This is a messenger RNA of Gavia stellata (red-throated loon), 1453 nucleotides long. RefSeq names its product OTU deubiquitinase 5 (gene OTUD5). Bases 68 to 1219 code for a protein of 383 amino acids. Gene Ontology annotation, biological process: protein deubiquitination. The record is from RefSeq and is a predicted model, not a curated record. NCBI's taxonomy places the organism in Eukaryota, Metazoa, Chordata, Aves, Gaviiformes, Gaviidae. Gene Ontology annotation, molecular function: K63-linked deubiquitinase activity; cysteine-type deubiquitinase activity. The transcript is spliced from 9 exons.